ACAAAGUGACAUUAGCAUCUGUCAGAAAAUUCGCACGAUUAAUGAUUAUAAUUCCAAUAAUACAUUGUAAUCUUUGAUUAUAAUAUAGUUGGUUUUUUACUCUUUGUUAUUAAUCUGUGACUUUGUGGGUGUAUUUUUUUAAAUUUAAAUAUCAUAAUCUGUGGUGUGGUGUAUUUGUUUUCGUUUAUGUAAGAUAAAGAAAUCGGGAAAAAAUCGAUUAAAGUUAUUAAUUUUAAUUUAUUUUAUGCUAAUUCCUAACUGCAACUGGAUAGUAGAUGCCGUUACCGUGUUACGAUACUCUACGGCCUACGCUCAACGCUGCAUACUUAAAAUUUGGAGCAAGACAACGAGCCAAGAGGCUGUAAUUUAGUGCUCACUUAUCGUUUAUUGUGCAUAAAAAUCUAUUCUAUAGCAAUAGCAAUCUGUAUUCUAGCCGCUGGCGCUUGAUAGAGCAGUCUACAGAGAGACCAAAGAGCUGUUGUUCUUUGCGGCCUUAAUUAUUCUUGAAGCAACACAAACUUACCAGCAAUGCAGUGCUGCGUACCUUUCUGCGCAAACACUUCAGACAAUGCGUCAACAUCUGAGGGAACAGGAAUUACCUUUCACAAGUUACCCAGUGAUAAACAUCUGCAUGCAGCUUGGCUCAGAGCCCUCGGCAUACAAGACCAUCACCUGCCCGACCCUGCUGUGGUCUGCUCACAGCAUUUAUUAGAUAAAGACUUUUAUAAAGCAGAGAGUGUGCGGCACAUUCACAUUAAUGCUAUACCUUCAACAGUGCAGAUGUGCAUGAUAUGCCUGCACACUGACAGCAAGCUGUCUCUGAUGAGUAAACUCAAGAUGGAGGAGGCAUACAAGCAGCUGACUGGACUGUCUUUGUGUUGUGGAGGAAGUCUGCAGCAAACACUCUGUGUGCUGUGUGCUCAGAGAUUAAUUAACUUCAGUAGAUUUAGAGACUUGAGCUUGAGAGCCCAUUCACUGAUGACAGAUUUGCUUGAACAACGUGAGUCAAUUACUGUACAACAUAUGGAAACUUUAUACUACGCAACAAUACAUCUGCAGUGUAACUUAUCACAGACAACAUUAAGAGCUGACCAUUGCGACUUGUACAUAGAUCACACUGAUGAAGAGGAACAGACAGCAGCAGAGGAAUCUGUUGUGGGAGAUGUUGCAGUUGUGAAGAACGAAUACAGUACUGACUUCACAUCAAAUGCUGAUGACUCGAAAUUGGUGCACAAAGACAAUGACAUAGACAUGUCCAACAGUGUAUCUGAUGAUAAAUACUCUGACAUGAGUAUAAAGUUGGAACCAAGGCUGGUGGAUGAAGCUAUAGAUGCCCUUGAAACGGAACACAUGUCCAGAAAAGAGAUUUGCAUAAAGACUGAAAAUGUUGUCUUCGGAUGUACAUUAUGUUUUGAAGAUUUUGUGCAAGAGAAUGUAUACAAAGAACAUAUGAUCAUGCAUCUCCAGAACACUGCAUGUGAUGCAUCACAAGUGUGCGAGCCUCGUGCAGCUGGAAGCUGCUGCGACUCAUUGGUGCUGGAUAACAAGACAGAUUCUGCUGCUGUUUUACAGGACAGAUUCUGCUGCUGUUUUACAGGACAGAUUCUGCUGCUGUUUUACAGGACAGAUUCUGCUGCUGUUUUACAGGACAGAUUCUGCUGCUGUUUUACAGGACAGAUUCUGCUGCUGUUUUACAGGACAGAUUCUGCUGCUGUUUUACAGGACAGAUUCUGCUGCUGUUUUACAGGACAGAUUCUGCUGCAGUUUUACAGGACAGAUUCUGCUGCUGUUUUACAGGACAGAUUCUGCUGCUGUUUUACAGGACAGAUUCUGCUGCUGUGUUACAGGACAGAUUCUGCUGCUGUUUUACAGGACAGAUUCUGCUGCUGUUUUACAGGACAGAUUCUGCUGCUGUUUUACAGGACAGAUUCUGCUGCUGUUUUACAGGACAGAUUCUGCUGCUGUUUUACAGGACAGAUUCUGCUGCUGUUUUACAGGACAGAUUCUGCUGCUGUUUUACAGGACAGAUUCUGCUGCUGUUUUACAGGACAGAAAGUCAGUGGCUGCAUGAUGACCCUUAUCCGGCUGCAGACUGCGAUCAGGAUUUAG
Bicyclus anynana (squinting bush brown) is the source of this 2109-nucleotide messenger RNA. RefSeq lists its product as uncharacterized. Gene Ontology annotation, cellular component: nucleus. The coding region runs from base 529 to 2109 and encodes 526 amino acids. Gene Ontology annotation, molecular function: zinc ion binding. NCBI's taxonomy places the organism in Eukaryota, Metazoa, Arthropoda, Insecta, Lepidoptera, Nymphalidae. The transcript has 7 exons. The record is from RefSeq and is a predicted model, not a curated record.